Messenger RNA from Acaulospora morrowiae, 438 nucleotides. NCBI's taxonomy places the organism in Eukaryota, Fungi, Glomeromycota, Glomeromycetes, Diversisporales, Acaulosporaceae. The record is from the annotation of a GenBank genome assembly.
AUGGCUUUAAUCGAGAUUUCAAGAGAUUACGGAUACGUGAUCGUUACUGGCAUCGCCUCGUUGUUCAUGACCACUUACCUCGGUGUUAAAGUGGGUUCCGCUCGAAAGAAGGCGAUGGUCCCUUAUCCUAAUAUGUACGCUAGCCGAGAAGAAUCAGAAAAGGAUCGCAAUAAAUUGAUCUUCAAUUGUUAUCAAAGAGCUCACCAGAAUACCCUUGAAAACUAUCCACAGUUUCUUUUCACUCUCCUGAUAGGCGGUUUGAAAUACCCACUUCUUUCGUCAAUUGGUGGUGGAAUCUACAUUUUAGGUCGCCUGAUGUACGCUUGGGGUUAUCAGACUGGUGAUCCAACUAAAAGGCAUCGAGGUACAUUCGGUUACAUCGGUACUUUGAUAUUAGGCGGUACCUCGAUUGCCACAGCCGUUAGUUUAUUAACUUAA